This is a messenger RNA of Nasonia vitripennis (jewel wasp), 5889 nucleotides long. RefSeq lists its product as uncharacterized. Gene Ontology annotation, biological process: peptide catabolic process; proteolysis. The transcript is spliced from 20 exons. Gene Ontology annotation, cellular component: cytoplasm. Gene Ontology annotation, molecular function: peptide binding; metalloaminopeptidase activity; zinc ion binding. The record is from RefSeq and is a predicted model, not a curated record. Bases 125 to 5722 code for a protein of 1865 amino acids. Lineage: Eukaryota; Metazoa; Arthropoda; Insecta; Hymenoptera; Pteromalidae.
UCUCCCGCGCGAUCACGCAGCCGUAUAAUAUACCUAGCACACACUGCGGCGCUCGUCCGCGCGCUUCCUAUUUUGGCAUAUUAAGCGAGGCCGGGCAGUGCGUGCCACGUUGCCGGAUCAAGACAUGGCCUGCUGGACGUGUCUCUGGCUUCUCGCGCUCGGCGUCGUCGGGACGUCCUUCGCCGAGAUGUCUGAUCAGCCGAGCGACAAUUCGAGCUUGUACCGGUUGCCGAAAGACGUGUUUCCGGAGUCGUACGACCUUCUGCUGCUCACCGACCUCACCAGCGGCAAUUUCACCUACGAGGGAGAGCUUGACGUGAGGCUGUCUGUUGUCGAGAGGACGAGGCGAGUGGUUCUGCACGCCUACAAGACGAUUGCUUUGCUAGAGGAGAAGACCCGGUUGGCGAGGCUUGCGGAGGAUGAUCCCGACGUCGAAGUCAAGGAGGAGCGUAUCAAGGCUCAGAAGUAUGACCAGGAGACGCAGUUUUACGUGGUCGAGACCGAGGAGGACCUGCUGCCGGGUGGUAGGUAUCUGCUCAGGCUGAGCUUCGUCGGACAGGUGGUGGACGACGUGUUCGGGUUCUACAGGAGCUCGCACAGGGCUGCCGACGGUGAGACCAGGUGGAUAGGCGUGACGCAGUUCUCCUCGAUAUUCGCGAGAUGGGCGUUCCCCUGCAUGGACGAGCCGGGCUUCCGGGCGACCUUCCAGCUGAGCAUAGGCCACCGCGAGAACGAGACCGUCACCUCCAACACCCUUCCCGAGUCCGUGACGCUCAGCGACCGCAAGCCCGGCAACGACUACUACGUCAGCAGGUUCUCCAGGACACCUCGGAUGUCGACCUACCUUCUGGGCUGGGUCAUCCACUGCUUCACCCGGGUCAACUCCUCGGACCCGCGCAUCUGGCUCUGGACGCGCUCUCCCGCUCAGGCCCACUGGGACAAAGCCCCGGCGCUGGUCGAGGGUCCCAAGAUCUACUCCACCCUGGAGAAGUGGAUGGACCUGCCGAACCCCGUCGCUAAGAUCGAGCACUUCGCCGUGCCGGACUUCUUCUUCAGCGCAAUGGAGAACUGGGGCCUCAUCACCUUCCGCGAGUCUGUGCCACUCGUCAGCUACGAGUCCACCUCCAGCAAGGACAUCCACAGCAAGCUCUUGACGAUGGCCCACGAGUACAGCCACACCUGGUUCGGCAACAUCGUCACGAUGGACUUCUGGGAUCACGCCUGGAUCAAGGAGGGCUUCGCCACCUACUUCGCCUACCUCAGCCUGUCGAUGCUGGAUCGCGAGCCGGAAGUCGUCAUGGAGGACCUCUUCACUCUCGAGAACAUGCACGCGAGCAUGAUCAGCGAUUCGGCGAAGCAUAGUCGAACGAUGAACGGCCAAGGUAUCGGCAGUCCCAAAAGCUGCAGACUUCACUGGGACUUUGUCACUUACGAGAAAGCCGCAUCGAUUAUCCGCAUGUUCGCCGAGGUCGUGGGAAAGGACGUGUUCAAGGAGGCGAUGCACGGCUACCUCCGAGACAAGCAGUACACGGCAGCUGUUCCCAAGGACAUUUACGAGCACCUGGAGUCGGCGAGAAAGUCUCGGCCGGACGGCAUACCGGUGAGCAUCGAGGAGUUCGUCGAGUCCUGGGCCAAUCAGCCCAACUACCCACUGGUACGGGCAUACAGAGCAGCGAACGGCAGCCUGACACUGUCGCAGCGAGUUUUCCAAUUCGCCCCUCGCGCCGAGUCCAACCAGUCACGUUUCUGGUGGAUCCCACUGAACAUCGCCGCCGGGGACCAAGUUCUCGAGACCUGGUUGGGCUCGGAGUUGACCAGACAGGUCCAGCUGCCCCCGUCGGACUGGUACCUCGUGAACCACCGACAGUUCGGAUACUACCGCGUGGACUACGACGACGACAACUGGUCGGCCCUCCGGGGACUCCUGAACUCCGAGAACUUCCGCCGGCUCAAGUCCGUCGACAGGGCUGGUCUCCUCGACGACGCCUUCAACCUGGCGAGAGCCGGUUUCCGGGACUACGAGCUACCCCUUGAACUGGCUCGUUAUCUCCGCCGCGAGGAAGAUUAUGCGCCCUGGGCAGCAGCCAGCAGUGCCCUUCGACUGAUCGACGACAAGCUGAGGGACAGGCCGGAUAUCAGGGCAGCCUUCAGGCGCUACGCCAGCGAGCUGCUAACUCCCAUUUACAAGAAAUUAACUUUCGAGACACUCCCCAGCGACUCCCGCGUCAGGAGGAUGCACCGGAGCCUCGUUCUCUCGGCCGCUUGUUCGAUCGACCUUGUCGACUGCGUGUCCAAUGCUAAAUCAAUUUUCGAUCAUUGGAUUGCCGAUGAAAACAAAGUCAUACCCGCCGAUCUAAAAGCUUUUGUGUACCGCGUCGGCAUUGUCAAUGGCAGCGGCGAGCAUUGGAUUUCUCUGCGGCUGAGAUUUUUUAAAGCGGAACUGCACUCGGAGAAGGAGCCCAUGAUGCAGGCACUGGCCAGCAGCGAGGAUCCCGCGUUCGUCAAUGAGCUCCUCGAGUUGGCCGUUCAGCCGAGCGCGGAUGUGGCCAAGCAGAACAGGCUGUCGAUUGUCAAGGCGGUCGUUGCUGGAAGCAGCAGAAACAUCGAGACGAUGCUGGAUUAUCUUCGGGAUAAUUUGACAGAAGUGAUUCGACUAAGGGGCGAGGACUUUUUAGCCGAUGCGCUGUCUGCGAUUGGCAAAGAAAUAACUUCCAUCGUGCAAAACGAUAAGCUGACCCAAUUCGUAGAAACAAAUGCGAGCCUACUUGGAAGCGCACUAGAAGCUGGCAAAAAAGCGAUGGAAUCAGCGAGUAACAAUAUUGCCUGGAUCAAUACGUGCGCCUCUCAAGUAUCCAAUUAUUUGAAUUCCAAGUUUGAGCGCUCAAGCAAAAUGAAUAGAUUAAUUAGUAUAAUUUUCUUAGCCUGUCUCAUUGCUGUUGAGGCACGGUCUAACUAUCCAAUUACAUUUGACACAAACAAUGACGUUUUGUUUGAAGAUGCAAAGGCAAAAAUCACGUACAGGUUACCGACUACUGUAAAGCCCAAAAACUACAAUUUGCGAUUGCAGCCUUUUUUUGUUGUCGAUGACAACCACAAAGCGUUUACAUUUGAUGCCGAAGUUAAAAUUUCCUUUGGAUUAUUAGAGAAUGUAGAAAACAUAACUUUUCAUUCAAGAAACUUGACAUUCAAAAGUAUUAAAUUAGAAAAAGGCAAGGAUACAAUCAAAGUUGUUCUAAAAGAUGAAAACGAAGAUGAUCUCAAAAGGGACUUUAAAGUUAUAACAAGUGAAUCCAAAGAAAAAUUCGUUAAAGGCACUGAUUAUGUAUUAACGAUAGUUUAUAUUGGCAUUUUGCACAAUGACAUGCGCGGAUUUUACAGGAGUUCCUACAAAAAUGAUGAUGGGGAAGUGAGAUGGCUCGCCACAACACAUUUUGAACCAUAUGGUGCGCGACGAGCAUUCCCGUGCUUUGAUGAACCACAAUACAAAGCAACUUUCGAUGUUUCUAUCAUUCAUCCGGAAGUUUACAAUGCUAUUUCCAACGGGGCGGUAAAGUCCACUGCCGGAACCGGUGUUGGAACUGGCUUGAAAAUAACAACUUUUCACACAACUCCUAUAAUGUCUACUUAUUUAUUAGCUUUUGUUGUAUCUGACUUUAAGAGCAAAGCUAAUAUGGCAGAAAAUUUCACUGUAUAUGCCAGGCCAAAUGCUAUAAAACACGCUGAUCUAGCUGUGAAAACUGGCGAAAAGUUGCUAAAAGCGUUAGCAAAUUACACAGGUAUUGAAUUUGAAAUACCGAAGAUGGACCAAGCCGCUAUCCCGGAUUUCGCAGCUGGCGCGAUGGAAAACUGGGGUCUUGUGCUGUAUAGGGAAAAAUCUCUCCUGUACGAUGAAAAUGACAUGACCUCAAGCGAAAAACAAAAUAUCGUCGAAACUAUUGCUCAUGAAUUCGCUCAUCAAUGGUUUGGAGAUCUGGUCAGCCCUGUAUGGUGGAAAUAUUUGUGGCUCAAUGAAGGCUUUGCCAACUUUUUCCAGAGCUUCAUCACACAAAAGGUGAUUCCAGAGUGGCGAACUGCUGAACAAGCCGUAGUGAAAUCAAUUCAGACUACUGCUUUUGAUUUCGAUAGUGGCCGCACAACGCAUCCAAUCAAUCAAAAUGUGGAAAGCCCCGAUGAAAUCAGCGCCAUAUUCGACAAUAUCUCAUACUCUAAAGCCGGAGCCGUCAUUCGUAUGAUGCAGCAUUUUCUUACGGAAACAGUUUUUAAAAAAGGACUUACUGCAUAUCUAACUGGAAAGAAUCACGGCGCAGCCAACUCCGAUGACCUAUUCAGUGCUCUCCAAAAUGAAGCAAAAGACAAUCCAAAAAAUGUCAAAGAAAUCAUGGAUACGUGGGUUAAUCAAAAGGGAUAUCCUGUCGUGAAGGUAACAAGAAAUUACGACAAGGAUGGAACAGUUAAAAUUCAGCAAGAACGCUUCGUCAACUAUAUUCUCGAUAAAGGAGAGCAAGUUAACCAAACAUGGCACGUUCCGAUUAAUUAUGCCACUGAGAAAAAAUCAGAUUUUGACAAAACCACAGCUGACCUCUGGUUGACUAAGGCUGAAGAAACUGUCAAAAUUGAUGCAAAGCCUGACCAGUGGCUCAUCGUAAACAAACAACAAACUGGUUUUUACCGCGUGAAUUAUGAUGAAAAAAACUGGAACCUCAUUAUUAAAACUUUGACUUCUGGCAAACAUGAAAAGAUUCAUUUAUUGAACCGAGCGCAAUUAAUUAACGAUGCAUUAGCUUUUGUCAAGCAGAACACCCUCAAUCUAUCGACUCUUUUACACAUGACUGCUUACUUAACAAACGAGACUGACUACGUCGCUUGGUAUCCAGGUUACAAAGCCUUUAUGUGGCUCAACGCAAAACUAAUUAACACCGAACAUCAUGAAAUUUUCAAAGAACACGUAGUGAAUACGACUAAAUCUGUAGUUGAGUCUGUUGGUUUCGAUGAAUCAAAAGACCCGACCAAUGAAGAAGGACAUUUAACUAAAAUUAACAGAAACAUAGCCAUCAAUUUGGCUUGUUCUGUUGGCUCUAAACAAUGCACAACGACAUUAAAUGAAAAGUUUGAAAAAUGGCUUAACGAUUCAACCAAAAACCCGCUCAAACCCGAUCUUAAGCAAGCUACACUUUGUAAUGGUUUACGAACAGCAAGCGCAGACGUUUGGAACAGAACCUUGAGCCUAUGUGUCAAAACGACUAAUUCCGUGGAAAAAGCUGACUUAAUUAAUGCAUUAGGAUGUUCAACUGAUGAAAAUAUCUUGCGAUACUACAUUAAUUACGUGGCAGAAGACGAUUCCCCUAUUGGCAACUAUAUGUCUUCAAUAAUCAGAAGUAUUAGCGAACAAAGCGAUGUUGGUGUAAACCUGGCUUUGGACUUUGUAACAGAAAGAUUCAACACUCUUUAUAGAAAACUCCUAAACGAGAUUGCCAUUACCGGCUUGAUUACCAGCAUCGGUGAAAAAAUAACAACCCAAGAACAAUUAGAUAAGCUCAAAGCGACUGAGCAUAAAGACGUCCAUAAAAAAUUCACAAGUCUGGCUAUUGCAGCGGCAGAAAAUAAUAUUAAGUGGGUAAAAAAUAACAACGAUGCUCUCGUAGCUUGGACAAAAGAAUUAAAAGGCAAUGGCGUUUCAAUAGCAUCGGCAUCUGCUGUUCUCAUUUCGACGAUAAUGAGUUAAUUAACUAAUAUUGUAAUAACUUAAAAUAUGUACAAAAGGAUACUGUAAAUAAUAUAAAUUACAAGAUAAUAAUGUACUUAAACUAAAUAUUUUAUAUAAAAUGUAUACAGUAUUAAAUGAAAACAUUUUGAAUGUAACUACAUUACAUAAUAAAAAUAUUGAAACAA